UCACACUGUCACGUGGUACAGACUAACUAUUUUGUUGAUUUCACUCUCUUGUCUCUGAUGGAAUCUAUUUACAUUUGAAGCUAUGUAGUUUUUAGAUAUUAUCAAACAACUAAAUUAACUUUUAUUUUUGUUGCUAUCAAAACGCAAAUUUCAAUUAUCAUUAUAUUGUACUUUGUGUGAAUUUGUUUUAAACGAUAAUGAUGGCAGAUCAGCUCCGUAGAGUUGAACCUGCAAUAUCCAGUCCGAAAUCUAGUCCUCGAGGCUCCAGAUCUCCUGCACAUCCUCGCACAGAUUCCACAGGAACACUUAAAACUACUAUUAGUUUAGGGAAAGUACCGUCUGUUAUUCAUUCGGGGCCAUUUUACCUCAUGAAAGAUGUACCUGAGCAAGCCGAAAUGACUGGAUACACAAACCUUAUGUCAUAUUAUGGACUUGGUAAUUCCUACAAUAAAUUUUUUACAAAGAAAGUGAAAGAAGAACUCAGUGCAUUUUUACCUACACUUCCCGGAAAUAUCGACACACCUGGCAUUAAUGAUACAAGCUCCCUUCGGUCAGUAAUUGAAAAGCCACCAAUCAGUACCCGGGAAUUAUUACCAUUGUCAGGUGCAAGCCUAGCAGGUUUCAGACUACACCCUGGUCCUCUUCCUGAGCAAUAUCGCUUUCUGAAUCAGACGCCACAGAAAAAGAAACACAAACACAAAAAGAGUAAGAAAGAAGGCGGCAAAGAUGGUAAUUCGCAAGAGAUCCAAGGAGAAAAUUCUUCUGAUACUGGUCAUGAUAAAAAGAAGAAAGUGAAACGAUCGGACGAAGAGAAAGAGAAAAAGAAACGGAAAAAGAAAAAGAAGAAGAAACACAGUCCAGAACAUCCAUUGUCUGUUCCAUCAUCAUCGGAUAUUACUCUUUGAGUGCCACCAUUACCAUUGAAUUUUUACCAUAUUCUCUGAGCAACAAAUUUAAUCAAAUGGUUAUUUUCUUUUUUUUUUUCUCCUUGAACUACCAACUCUGUGGGAUUUUUUUUUAACUGUAUGUCUUGUCUAACUAAUUGCAUUAUUAUUAUAUUUAUUAUUAUGAACCAGCAGAAUUGUUAGCAUGUUGGACAAAAUACUUAUUCACAUUUUUUUGUCUGUCUUUGCAUUCAGAGCUCAAAUUAAGCCAAAGUCAACUUUGCUUUCAUUCUUUCAGGGUUGAUAAAAUAUGUACCCAUUACAUACUAGAGUUGAUGUAAUUGACUUCCCCUCCCCUCAAAUACUGUUGGCCUUGUGCCAUAAUUUGAAACCAUCAUCAUUAUUAUUAUUUUUAUUAUUAUUAUUAUUAUGAGGUGGCAGAAUUGUUACCAAUCCAGACAAAAUGCUUACUGGUAUUUCGUCCUUCAUUACGUUCUGAGUUCAAAUUCUGCUGAAGUGGACUUAGUGUGUCAUCCUUUUGGGGUUGAUUAAAUAAAGUACCAGCUGAACAUUGGGAUCAGUAUAAUCGCCUAGCCCCCUCCCCUAAACUUUCAGGCAUGUAGUAGAAACAAUUAUUUUUAUUACGAACUGGCAGAAACAUUAAUUCAUGCUUCCAGCUGUAACAUUCUGAUUUCAAAUUCAGCCAAGGUGGACUUUGCUUUUCAUCCUUUUUGCGGUUGAUAAAAUACCUAACCUAGCAGUUUAACACUUGGGUUGAUCUGAUCAACUUAUCUUCUCAUUUAAAAUUGGUAGCCUUGUGCCAAAAUUUGAAACCUUUAUUAUUGGCAAUCUGGCAGAAUCAUUAGCUUGCUGGGCAGAAUGCUUAGCAGCAUUUCGUCUAUCUUUACGUUCAGUGUUCAAAUUCCGCCGAGGUUGACUUUGCCUUUUAUCCUUUUGGAGUCGAUAAAUCAAGUACCAGUGAAACACUGAGGUUGAUGCAAUCGACUAAUCCCCUCUCCCACAAUUUCAGGCCUUGUGUCUUUAUUAUUAUUAUUAUUAUUAUUAUUAUUAUCAUCAUCAUCAUCAUUAUAUAAGAUGGAGAGCUGGCAGAAUCAUUAGCAUUCUGGACAAAAUGCUUAGCAGCAUUUCAUCUGUCUGUACAUUCUGAGUUCAAAUUCUGCUGAGGUUGACUCAGCCUUUCAUCCUUUUGAAGCUGAUAAAAUAAGUACCAGUGAAACACUGGGGUUGAUGUAAUCAACUUAUGCCUUCCUCUAAACCUUCAGGCCUUGUACCCACAGUAGAAAGGAUUAUUAUUAUUAUCAUAUGCGGGCAGCAGGUUAAUCAGAGAAAAUGCUUUGCAGUAUUUCUGGCUUUUCAUGUUCUUAAUUCAAAUCCUGUUGGGAUUAUAUAUGCUUUACAUUCCUCUGGGGUCGACUGUAUAACCUGAUUCACUCCCAUCAAAGUCAUUGGUCUUGUGCCUAGAUUAGAACCCAGUAUUAAAAUGGUAAGCUGGCAGAAUUGCUAGAGCAUUGGAAAAAAUGUCUUGCAGUAUUUGUUCCAGUUUCAGUUCCGUGCAUUUCUGAGUUCAAAUUUUGCUGUGGUCAACUUUUCUUUUCAUCUUUUCAGGGCUUGAUAAAAUAUACAGUUAAAUUUUAGUGUCAAUGGCUUUAGCUUACCUUCUCUCAAAAUUUCUGGCCUUGUGUCUAAAUCAGAAACCAUAAUAAUAAUAAUAAUAAUAAUAAUAAUUAUUAUUAUUAUUAUUAUUAUUAUUAUGGUGGUGAACUGGCAGAAUUGUUAGCAUGUUUGGCAAAAUGCUAAGUGGCAUUUUGUUCACCUUUAUGUUCUGAGAUCAAAUAUCACUGAGAUUGACUUUGCAUUCUUUUGGGGUUAAUCAAAUAAGUACCACUUGAGCACUGGGGUUGAUGUAAUCAACUCAUCCCCUCCCCCAAAAGUGUUGCCCUUGCAGUAAAAUUUGAAACCAUUAUUAAUAAUAUUCUUAAGGUGGCGAGCUGGCAGAAUCGUUAGCACAUUGGGUAAAAUGCUUUGCUGCAUUUGACCAUCUUUACAUUCUGAGUUCCAAUUCUGCGGAGGUUGACUUUGCCUCUCAUCCUUUCAAGGUCAAUGAAAUAGUACCAGUUAUGCAUAGGGUUCAAUAUAAUUGACUAGCCCCAUUCCCCAAAAUUUCAGGCCUUGUGCCUUUAGUAGAACGGAUUAUUAUUAUUAUUAUUAUUAUUAUGAUUAUUACUAAAGCGGUGAGUUGGCAGAUUGGGAGCAUUUCUUCCGACUGUUUUUGUUCUGAGUUCAAAUUCUGAGUAGGCUAACUUUGCCUUUCAUCCUUUUAGGGUUAAUAUACUAAGUACCAGUCAAGCACUCCAAACGUCCUGGCCUUGUGCCUAUUGUAGAAAGAAUUAUUAUUGUUACUAAGUUGGUGAGAUGGGAAAAUCAUUAGUACACAAAGCAAAAUGCCUUUCAUCCUUUUUGGAGAUUGGUAAAGUAAGUUCAUCAUCAUCAUCAUCAUCAUCAUCAUCAUCGUUGUUUAACGUCUGUUUUCCAUGCUUGUAUGCAGCUGAAAACUGGGAAGUGGGGCAGUAUGUGUGUGACAUAAUCGACUAGCUUCUUUCCCCAAAAUUUCAGGCCUUGUACCUAUAGUGCAGGGGUUCUCAACCAUUUUUUUUUUGUUUUUAAGGGCCCCUUUAAUUACUUUUUUUAUUCUGGUGAACUCUCCCCCAUCUGUUACGAUCAAACUAGUUUUAUAGAAGCUUCUUUCAAAAUUCCUAUUUUGGUUUUUCUUACAUUAACUCGUGUAGUUUCAACUACAUAAAAUGUUAGAGAAAGAAACCUAAUUGUUUCUUACUAUGCAUAGAAAUACAUACAUCUAAAGCAAAAUAUUUUUCAGGGGCCCUUAACAUACUAUUGUGUAUCCCCAAUUUGCUGUUUUGUUGGUUGGAACCCCCCUACCCAAUCUUAUAUGGACCCUUAGGGACUAUAUGGAAGACAGUUGAGAACCACUGCUAUAGUAGAAAGAAUUAUUAUUAAGAUGGAAUCGUUAGUGCGCCGGACGAAAUGCUUAGCAGUUUUUUGCCCGUCACUGUGUUCUGAGUUAAAAUUCUGCCGAGGUUGACUUUUAAGUACCAGUUGAGUACCUGGGUCGAUGUGAUCAUCUCCCUCCCCACAAAAAUCCAGGCCUUGUGCCUAGAGUAGAAACGAUUAUUGUUAAGGCAGUAAGCUGGCAAAAUCGUUAGCAUGUUGGACGAAAUGCUUAGUGGUAUUUCGCCUGUCACUAAUGUUCCAAGUUCAAAUUCCUCUGAGGUUGAUUUGGCCUUUCAUUCUUUUGGGGGUUGAUUAAACAAGUAACAGUUACACACUGGGGUCGAUGUAAUUGGCUUAACCCCUUCCCCCAAAUUUCUCCCAAAUUUCAGGCCUUGUGCCUACAGUAGAACGGAUAAUUAUUAUUUUCAUUAUUAUGUUGAUAUCUUAUAAUAUCUUGGCCACCUUCACUUUGCCAGUUACUUAUAUAAAACUAGUGGAGGCGCAAUGGCCCAGUGGUUAGGGCAGCGGACUCGCGGCCAUAGGAUCGCAGUUUCGAUUCCCAGACCAGGCGUUGUGAGUGUUUAUUGAGUGAAAACACCUAAAGCUCCACAAGGCUCCGGCAGGGGAUGGUGGCGAAACCUGCUGUACUCUUUCACCACAACUUUCUCUCACUCUUACUUCCUGUUUCUGUUGUGCCUGUAAUUCAAAGGGUCAGCCUUGUCACACUGUGUCAUGCUGAAUAUCCCCGAGUACUACAUUAAGGGUACUCGGUGUCUGUGGAGUGUUCAGCCACUUGCACGUUAAUUUCACGAGCAGGCUGUUCCAUUGACGAGAUCAAAUGGAACCCUCGACGUUGUAAGCGACGGAGUGCCAACAAUAUAAAACUAGCAGCGAUCUGCAAUGUAUGAAUCUAAAAUAGACAAUUAAAUGCCAUCAGUUUCUCACUUGCUUUCUUUGGUGGGUGUAUUAAUUUAAAAAAAACAGGAAAUUCAGUUUAAUGGCAAAAGGAAAAAAAAAAUCAGUUUUGAUACUUUUACAAAUUGAAGAUGGUCUGUGUAGGCAAGAAAAGACAAAAUUUGAGGAAUUUUGCGAAGAGAAAAUCUAUCAUGAUUUGUUAUUCUUUAACAUUUUGGGGAGAAGAAAUAUAUCUCAAUGUGACAUUUGUUAUCUGAAAAUAUUUUCUAUGUAUUCUCUUCUUGGAACACUCAUGUUUCUUAAUUCUUUUACUCUUAGAGAAUGGACAUUUCUAGCCCUUCCUGUGGCAAACUGUUCCAUGCAAGUGGAAUUAAUAAAGCAAUAUUUUUUUCAGCUACUCUUCUUGAAAGCUUGAGAAUCAGGUUUAGAAUUUUGAAGUGAAAUAAAUGUUUUUUUUAAUUGAUUGAUAGUCUGUUAGAAAAUUUGGCUAAAAUGUUAUGUAUAGCAGGGAAAAUGUUAAGUCAAUUGACAUCGGAACGAUUCAGAAGAAAUUUUUAAUUACCUUAAUUAAUUUUGAAAAUGAUUGAUGACUUUUCAUUUUUGGUUUUACAUGUAAUAACAUGUUGAAUUUUUAUAAUUAGUGGUAGUUAAGCCUGAAGUUAAUUAGCAUUUGUUAAUUAUAUAUUGCUACAUCAUUCUAUCACACGUGUAUAUAUUUUGAGUUGGUGUAUAACCAUAAGAUAUAUAUCCAUGAUAAUUAAGAGCUCAAUUAAGAAAACAUCAUUAAACUCCAGUACAUUGUUAUGGUGCCCAAAUCCUGGUGGAAUAAACUUACCUGUAUAUAUAGAAUUGGUUAAAAUGAUAGUUCAGAGCGACAUAUCUACAAUAAACAGCAGAAAUACAUAAGUUUCACAUAUAAUUCGUCAUUCAUUUGUGCUCUACAGCUGUUUCAGUGGGAUAUAUAUAUAUGAGAGCGACAGAGACAGGCAAGCACAUAAGUGCAAAAUUAGAUGGGGAAAAUAGUUGAAUACCAAAGAUAGAAUAAAAUAGUAUUUAAUUAAACCCGAAAAGACUUCACAAAAUGCUAUUCAGAGUGUCGCGUAACCAGUCUUAGUUUAUUUGUAUGAGGUGAGGGCUAGGCAUACGUAGAGAACCAUUGGCUGGUAGUUUAUUUUGAGAAGAAAAUACAAUUGAAAUUUGAAGUUUCUGAGGUUAAAUGGUGGAUUGAAUACAGUUGCAAGUAUUAACUCCAAAGUCAGUUGUUUGGAAUAUCAUUCUUCAAAAAGAAAUACUUGAAAACAUCCAUGUUAUCAGAUUGCUGCUGCAAGGUCGCAUUGUAAGCAUGUAACUGCUGUUUUACUUAAGGUAGUACAGAUUAUGGAAAAAGGGUUUAUUUGGGAAAAAAUAUAUUUUAUUUAUAUUUAACAUGUCAUAAUAAAGUUUUGUACUUUAAAUUCAAA
Octopus bimaculoides (California two-spot octopus) is the source of this 6289-nucleotide messenger RNA. Its product is annotated as mediator of RNA polymerase II transcription subunit 19. Gene Ontology annotation, biological process: positive regulation of transcription by RNA polymerase II. NCBI's taxonomy places the organism in Eukaryota, Metazoa, Mollusca, Cephalopoda, Octopoda, Octopodidae. Gene Ontology annotation, cellular component: mediator complex. The record is from RefSeq and is a predicted model, not a curated record. Gene Ontology annotation, molecular function: transcription factor binding; transcription coregulator activity.